GAGGUGUUUGUCGUGUCACAAUCGUUAGUGGAGGAGCCACAGAUACAGCGGUCUCUCAUUUGCUCUCGAGAUUUCUUUCCCAAAAAAGCUUCCGUAGACUUCAGGCUUCCAAAAAACAAACAGGCGAAGCACCCGGAAAUGACUCCAUAACGCGGGACUGAUGAUCUGAUCGCGGUUUCGGAGGAUUGCGAUUCAACACAAUAACGACCCACGACAGUGUAGGAACCAACGAGACUCAUUUGUCUUCUACUUCGUGCCUGCAAUGAGAAAUAUGAGCGUUGGGAACGGCGCAGCGGGAGCCCUAGAUCUAGAUAUUAUAGAAGAGUACCUUACGGAGAAAACAAUCAAAGAACUGACCGUAACGCUCCCUGGUCCUCCUCCUCCACCUGUGGACCAGGAUAGUCAGCCAGUUGAUCCGCCGUCUAGAAGCAGGCGAAGCGCACCGGUGUUGGUCUCCAGAGGAACAGCUCCACAUAAUCCAUACAGCUUUGACCAGACCCCAACGGCGCACACUGGUGGUAUGGCACCGAUGCAUUCCAUGCGAAGCCACAAAGUGGCAUCUCAGCGACGUGGACAGUCAUCUUUAGCACCCCAGAGUCUUCACUCUCAGCAGACUGGAACAGAACAUCUGGAGCGCUUCCUGGAAAAGCCAGAGCUGGUGAUGGUGGAGCAGCCGAAGGAGCGUGGCAUGCGAUUUCGCUAUGAGUGUGAGGGGCGAUCCGCGGGCAGCAUCCUCGGAGCCUCCAGCACUGACUCCAGCAAGACCCUGCCUGUCAUUGAAAUCCAAGGCCCCAUUGAUAACAUCAAGAAAGUGAUGGUCACCGUGUCUCUCGUGACAAAGGACAUCCCGUACCGCCCACACCCACACUGCUUGGUCGGGAAAGACUGUGCAGAUGGCGUCUGCGUCAUCCACAUCAAUCCCCACAGCUCUCGUCAACACGGCUUUGCAAAUCUUGGCAUCCAGUGUGUGCGGAGGAAGGAACUUGAUGCCUCACUGCAGAAGAGGAGGAAUAAGAAUAUCGAUCCAUUUAACACGGGCCACUCUAAGAGCAUUGAGGACAUGGACAUGAACGUGGUGAGACUGUGUUUCCAGUGUGAGGUGGAACGAAAGGAUGGAGACCGAAUCCCCCUCGCCCCUGUGGUUUCCAACCCCAUCUAUGACAAGAAGGCGACCACAACGGCAGAGCUGAAAAUCAAUCGGCUUAAUGUUGUCAGAGGCCCCUGCACAGGAAAGACUGAAAUUUACAUGCUCUGUGACAAAGUGCAGAAAGAUGACAUUGAGAUAAUCUUCAGCAAGGAGGACUGGGAGGCCAAGGCGGAGUUUGCUCAGACUGAUGUCCACCGGCAAAUCGCCAUCGUCUUCAAGUCCCCACCCUUCAGGGAGCAGAAUAUAACCGAGGAGGUGGAGGUCAGUGUGUGUCUUCGCCGCAUGUCUGACCGGAUGGACAGCGAGUCAGUCAAGUUCACUUACGUCCCAGACAAUGCAGAUCCUUACGGAGUCAACCGCAAGAGGAAAAUGAAGUCUGAUGUGAAGUUCAGCGAGCCAUGCAGUGUUCCUCAAAAUCAAGACAUUGCGAAUGAACUCAGCAUGCCACAGCAUUUUGACAACCCAUUCUACGCCCCUCCCGACUGUAACGUUCCCAAUGCUUCCAUGGCAGUCCCUGUUAUGGACAGAGGCGUCCACAUGCCAUCCCAGGUCAUGGAGGAAAUUCACUAUAAUGAAGACUUUAAACAAGAGGACGGUUGUGUUAGCCUGGACCCAGAUACUUUGGACUCCGUCCUCCAAGGCAUUUCCCAAUGCCUUGCCAGCUUCAGACCAGACCAAUCCCAGCAAGGUUCAGACCAGUUUCUUAAUCAGAUAUUUUUUCAUGGUGAUCUCAACUUCGGUUUAGAUGGCACAGAUACGAAAUUGAACGUCAGUCAACCUAUGAUGAACAUGUCGUCUAUAAACGACGCACACUUCAGUCAGAUGGUGAAUGAGAAUCAGGCCUAUCCAGCAGAUCUGGAGAACAUCGAAGGUCUCAUGUUUUGCCCCGUGAAGAGCGAGAAUGACCUGGACCACUGAAUGCCACUGUGGACUCUUAUGUCUUGACUAUUGGGAUUUUGGACAUACAGUCAUUCUUGACUAUAAAGUUGUUUUUGGACUAGGAAAAGACACAGACUAAGUCAAACUUGUUAUUGACCGCCAAACCUGUUCAGCUGGCACUAUCUGACUUCCUGUUUGGUAGUAUGAAUAUACUAAUGAAGUAAAUCACCUGUUCAGCCACUGGUCUUGUAAAUGGACUAGACACCAUGGUAGCCAACGAAAGGCGGGAGAAGCAUGUAGCCAUUACGUUUUCUGGUAAAAAGGGAGCAACAGAUGCUGCUCAGUUGCUUGUAAUGUGCCAGUUAUGUCUGUCAUUCGCUAAUUUAUUGUGUGGAUUUCUGAGCAGAACCUAUUAGUAUCCUGUAGAUUGUCCCAGACCCAAAUUCACUUUGUAUUUAAGUGUUACAUGUAACGUGAUAUUUGUUUUGAACAUUUCGGAACAGUCCAUCCACAGAGGAAUUUCAGUUAACAGCAUUAAGGGGACAAAAUUAGACCUUUAAACAUAAUUCUGAAGUAGCAGCUGAAUUAAUUAAUGUAAUUCAUACCAAUCUGACACCAUGAUCAAGCCAGGUGUGACACGACAACAUAGUAAAAGUCAUUUCUGUCAUCUAAUUGGCAACAAUAAAAUCUUGCACUGAAUCCUCUGCCCACUGGUGGCCGUUUGCAACUCCUGAUCAAAAAUAGUGCUCAAAAAUUGUGAUAUUCGGUUAACUAGUUAGCGCUAUUCUAUUAGGGGCUGUUCACACGGAACAUGCUUUUCCACUUUACUGCGCUGCUUUUCCAUUGUUUUUCUAUGUAAACAUGCACAAGACAGAUGUUUGACCGUUGCACUUAUGCAUAUUGUGCAUGACAAAAUGUUCUAAAAGCAUGGCACUCAAGUUAAAAAGUUCAGCUUCUGAACUUCUCUAGACCUUUCUUUAGACCUGUGUCUCAUGUUUUUAAACACAAAGAAAUCUUCUGGAUGAAUGGCUUCUUAGCUUGCUAACCAAAGUUUUAAUGAAAGGGAAAUGUUUCAUUUGACCUUUUUUGGAUUUUGUAAUGUUUUAUGUAAUUUAUAUACAUUAAUUACCCAAUUUUAAUGUGUCAGCGGGGAUUUGGAUUUGAAGCCCCGUCCACAAAGAAAUUUAAUUGGUCUAAGAUUCUAAAAUUGGUCUUAAGUUGUGUAUUAUACAUCAAAUAUGUUCUGAUUGGCUGCAUUGCACAUGCUUUUAUUUUUCAAUGAGAAUAGUCAGAUUACUUAUCCCUGGAAACUUGACAUGUCAAGCCUGGUUAUGUCAUGAUGUGAGUUUGCAUAGGAAACUGAAAUGAAUGUAGUCAAUGAGUCGGUGGCAAAAAGAUUUUAGUGAUUUUGUCUUUGUCACAUCAAUGUUGAAGGAAGCUGGAUUCACAAGCAUAACCAUUGGAAAGCAUUUUGUUCAUUUAUACACAUUUAAUGUCUGUAAUACUGCUGUGAUUUUUAUUGUCCUGUGUAAAAAUCCUUUAGUUGCUAUCAAUUGUCACAUUCUGCUUCUUAUAGUGUGUUGUUGCUGUCAAUAUUAAAAACCUGUGUUCUGUGUUCA
Molecule: messenger RNA, 3645 nt
Organism: Sinocyclocheilus grahami
Lineage: Eukaryota; Metazoa; Chordata; Actinopteri; Cypriniformes; Cyprinidae
Gene: relb
Product: v-rel avian reticuloendotheliosis viral oncogene homolog B
Exons: 11
Coding region: 263-2065 (600 amino acids)
Biological process (GO): inflammatory response; canonical NF-kappaB signal transduction; non-canonical NF-kappaB signal transduction
Cellular component (GO): cytoplasm; nucleus
Molecular function (GO): DNA-binding transcription factor activity, RNA polymerase II-specific; RNA polymerase II cis-regulatory region sequence-specific DNA binding
Source: RefSeq, a predicted model, not a curated record